Molecule: messenger RNA, 1539 nt
Organism: Rhagoletis zephyria (snowberry fruit fly)
Lineage: Eukaryota; Metazoa; Arthropoda; Insecta; Diptera; Tephritidae
Molecular function (GO): nucleic acid binding
Source: RefSeq, a predicted model, not a curated record
GAUGGUGAAGGAAUGAUAAUACGCCCUGGACGCGGUUCUGUUUUACCCAAAAUGGGUCUGGAAUCACCCACCGCCACACCACAUAUGCCCACCAAGCGUCGUUCGGUUGCGCGUAAAGUGCGUCCCCAGUCCGUCGUUGAGAAUUUGAGCUUGGGACAUAUACCCGAUCUGCUUGAAUCGCCCUCUUCCCAUCGCUCCUCAACACAACUUUCAGCGCGUGAUUCGAAUGGUACAGGCGCUAGCAUCGCAGGCACCACCAUUGGCAGUGGCAAUGCCAUGGAUGAUUUGGGUGUCGAUGAAUGCGGCGACUCAAUAACAGAACUGCCCAGUGCAUCAUUUCAACUUCAGCACUUGGUUAAAGGGCGACCGAAACGCGCAAAGACGCGCGCACCCACACGACCACUCGUUGCUGUUGAUAACAGCGCCGGGCCGAGCACCAAAGAAAUUGGCGAGGGUUUGGAUUUAUUCUUCCGUCCCGGUUCAGUAACGCCAACCACACUGACGCCACUCAUUUCACCCACCUCUGAAGAGUGCAGCUCAUUAUCGUUUGUCGAUAGUCCGACAAUGAGUCGCGAUGGCAACGGUCAUUUGACAUCCGAGGAGACCACACCUAUCUUGGAGGAACGCAGGCCGAUCAAGUUGGAUCGUCAGUCACCAUUACUGAAGGGCAUACCCUGGACUACACGUUCACGUUCCACAGAUAAUUUGGAAAAGUAUUCACCCUUGAUUGGACGAAAAUCGCCGUUAGUUAAAAUGCGCACUGAAGGUGGCACCGCUGCGACGGGUGAGGACACGAAUUCUGUGCUGAAAGCGCCGGAACGAGAGAAUAAGAUGCGUUCACCUAGCAGCGAUUCGAUUCGUAGUCACACAGGUGUCGACGGCAUCAGCGUGAAGACAACAAAUGGUAUUAUACGCACACCAAUUAUCCUACAGAAACCACGUCCCUGGUCAGUGGUGGGUAGUGAACCCAAAGCGCCUGGUGCUAAUGACUUUCAAGGCAGUGAUUCGAGCAAGACAACGCCAGAGAAACUAGACGAAGAUGCCGAAUCGUUAUCGUUUAGUCAAAGCAGCAACAAUGUUGGCAACGCGACAGGAGCCGCAUUGGAGAAAAAGUCUGUACGGGAGCUUGCAGCUGGCCUGAAUCGCUUAGAACUCCCAAUGAAACCACAAGCGCUACCGAGAACAUUACUCACCAGCGCCUCAGCGAUAUCCAAAUCAGCUUCCACUUCGCACAUCACUAGCACGAACAGCAGUAGCAUAAAUAGCAACAAUGUUUUAUAUAGCACCAGCAGCAGUAGCAACNCAAUUAUGCUGCCCCACGCUGAGGAGGAAAUGCCAUUAAACUGGAUAUACCAGCAGGACAAUGAUCCGAAGCAUACCGCUAAAUGUGUAAAAGAGUGGUUUGUUGCCAAUAAAAUUGAAGUGUUGCAGUGGCCUGCACAGUCACCCGAUCUCAACCCAAUUGAGAAUCUAUGGGAGAUUGUAGAUCGGAAAAUAGAACGCGAAAACUGCAAAAACAAGGACUCUUUGUUUGUUCAG